Molecule: messenger RNA, 381 nt
Organism: Gryllus bimaculatus (two-spotted cricket)
Lineage: Eukaryota; Metazoa; Arthropoda; Insecta; Orthoptera; Gryllidae
Source: the annotation of a GenBank genome assembly
AUGCAAAAAAGGAGAAGUGGCAGUCAUCCGCAACCAGAGCCGCCGUCGACAGUGAUUCGCGUUUGCAACCAUGGGAGUGCAACGCAUUCCUGCUGUCGGCGCUUGCGCGUUUCUCGAGAAGCUGGUACCGUCGUGCCCGCCAACCAAAUGGAUUCCUAUCGCCGCCUUGGAAAAUACGUUCUACUGCAGUUUCCAGAGGUUGAAUCCGGAGCCACCAUCGCCGGAAAGCAGAAGAACAUGAAAGGUAUUAUUGAAGAAGAUUCAAAAAAUAAUAAUCGAAUUCUUUUGUUGAGACGCAGCGACCAGCCGGGAGACGAACUUCGCAGCACCGCUGCCGCCUCAUCCCUCUUAUGCGCGUCACGUCGCGAGCUCUUGAGGCAG